AUGACUGCCCCCGAUGCUGUGUCGGUACCGGAGGGGCUCUGUGUCUUCAUUUCCUGCAGUUUCACUUACGAUCCAGGUGAUGCUAGCAUCUUUGCCACAUUGUAUGGAUAUUGGUAUGAGGUAGGAAAGACUGCAAACGAUCCUGCAGUGGCCACCAAUGAUGACAGAAAAGAGAUUGCAGACUUCGCUCUCAAUCGCUUUCAUCUCUCUGAGGAUCUGGAAGGAGGCAACUGUUCCCUCACCAUCAACGAUGCCCAAGAACGUGAUAGAGGAAACUACUAUUUCAAAAUGGAGAAAGAGCCCAAAGCAAAAUUUGAUUACAAACGUCGUGGCCAACCGUCUGUGAGUGUAACAACACUGGAAAACCCAGAAAUACAGAUACUGGGAAAGCUUCGAGCAGGACACCCAGUAAACAUCACUUGCACAACCCCAGGAAGUUGUGCUUUGAAGCCUCCGAUCAUCACCUGGGAAGGCAUUUCUGAAGAAGCCAGAUCCGGGAUCUCUGACCUGCUGCCAAACGGCACCCAUGUUCACAGCACCAUGGUCAACUUCAUACCCUCAGUGGCAGACCAUGGACAGAAUCUCACCUGCAGCGUCCGCUAUGGGAAUGAGACCAGUUUUGUGUACAAGGCGGAGACUAUCCAGCUGGACGUCAACUACCCACCCGAGAAGCCAGAGCUCCAUGCGGAACUUAUACGCUCAAAGACAAGUGACUCUGUUGUGCUACGAUGCGAGGUAAAGGGCAACCCCUUGCCCCAAGUGACUUGGAUGAAGAAAUCACAGUCCGAAUGGACUCCUGAGCCCACAUCAGGAAACACACUGAAGCUUUCUGAUCUGAAGGAGUCGCAUAUGGGCGAAUACCAGUGCCAGGCCUGGAACCCAGAAGGCUCCAGCAAGACAAUCUUCCAGCUCUCCCUAGCAGAGCACACAGAGGCCAGCCAAUGGAGCGCAUUCAUUCCCUUGGUCCUAGUCCUCUGCCUGAACAAGGCUUUGCUUUGCUUCUUCUUCUUUCUCUCCGCCUUUUUGUUUUCGGCCCAGACGAAGGCUCCACUGAGAAAGAGAAACCGUAGCCAGAAGGCAGAAGCGCCCGUAGCGCCUGAAGGAGAGAAGCAAAAAGCAGCAGAAACAGGAAACUCAGCACAGGAGGGAGUUGUGCUGUCUGGCCGCUAAGCACAGCCUAUUGC
Molecule: messenger RNA, 1184 nt
Organism: Elgaria multicarinata webbii
Lineage: Eukaryota; Metazoa; Chordata; Lepidosauria; Squamata; Anguidae
Product: sialic acid-binding Ig-like lectin 8
Exons: 6
Coding region: 1-1170 (389 amino acids)
Source: RefSeq, a predicted model, not a curated record